Bufo bufo (common toad) is the source of this 1179-nucleotide messenger RNA. RefSeq names its product forkhead box protein A4-like. Gene Ontology annotation, molecular function: RNA polymerase II cis-regulatory region sequence-specific DNA binding; transcription factor binding; DNA-binding transcription factor activity, RNA polymerase II-specific. The coding region runs from base 1 to 1179 and encodes 392 amino acids. The record is from RefSeq and is a predicted model, not a curated record. Lineage: Eukaryota; Metazoa; Chordata; Amphibia; Anura; Bufonidae. Gene Ontology annotation, biological process: regulation of transcription by RNA polymerase II; anatomical structure morphogenesis; cell differentiation. The transcript has 2 exons.
AUGCUCAAUAGAGUCAAACUGGAAGUGAAAGACCAAAUGGAUUGGAAUUCUAUGUACUCAGAGAAUGAGGUAUACUCUGGAUUACACAACAUGAAUAAUGGCCUUCAAACCACCUUAUUUAUGUCUAGUGAUAUGUCGACAGUAACACCAACCAUGACCUACACGAACAUUACCAUGGCAGGUCCUUUCAACAGCACCCAAAAUAACCUUGGUACUUUCAGCUCUUUGGCACAUAAUAUGGGAGGUCCAAUGACAUCUCCAGCAUCAUCAUCUGCUUAUCCACUCAGCUAUUGCCAAGCAGAGACGGAAUUCCAGAGAGAUCCUCGAACCUACAGAAGGAAUUACUCUCAUGCCAAACCUCCCUAUUCAUAUAUCUCACUUAUCACAAUGGCAAUUCAGCAAUCACCAAAUAAGAUGAUGACACUGAAUGAGAUUUAUCAAUGGAUUAUUGACCUUUUCCCCUAUUACAGACAGAACCAGCAACGCUGGCAGAACUCUAUCCGGCAUUCAUUGUCAUUCAAUGACUGCUUUGUGAAGGUUCCACGUUCUCCGGAAAAACCAGGGAAAGGUUCUUAUUGGGCUCUACACCCAGAUUCUGGAAGUAUGUUUGAAAAUGGAUGCUAUCUGAGAAGGCAGAAGAGAUUCAAGUGUGAGAGGUCCAGAUCUUCAGACCCAGAAAAAAAGAUUGGUAAGAUUGCAGAAGUGGUUGUGAGUUUAAAUGAGCCUCCUACUACUUAUGAAGAGAGUUCUUCAUCCCGGUCUCCAACAGCUAUGACUAAGAGAGACUCAUUUUUGGCAAACAUUCCACAACCAAACAGAGCUUCUCCGACAUGCAUUAGCCCUGGUUUAGAGCAAGUAGGGUCACAUUUACAGGUUUCAUAUCCCUUAAGUUUGUCUAAUGACUCUUACCUGGGAAUGGUAGAAGAUCCUCAGUUGAAGCAUGACUUUUUUCCUGGUAGACAUCCAUUUUCUAUCACUCAACUGAUGUCUUCUGAACAGGCUCAAUCAUGCUCCACUAAAAUUGAUAUGUGUUCAACUACUAGUCAUUAUGUUCACUAUCCCAACUAUACUGCUGACUAUCACAAUAUGACCACGAAAAGUGGAAUGGACUUGCCUGCACCCACCAAUGACAAUUAUUAUGCAAACAUGUACUCAAGGCCCAUACUCAGCUCUCUGUGA